This is a messenger RNA of Pipra filicauda (Wire-tailed manakin), 9284 nucleotides long. RefSeq names its product ST8 alpha-N-acetyl-neuraminide alpha-2,8-sialyltransferase 1 (gene ST8SIA1). Gene Ontology annotation, biological process: oligosaccharide metabolic process; N-glycan processing. NCBI's taxonomy places the organism in Eukaryota, Metazoa, Chordata, Aves, Passeriformes, Pipridae. The transcript has 5 exons. Gene Ontology annotation, molecular function: alpha-N-acetylneuraminate alpha-2,8-sialyltransferase activity. The record is from RefSeq and is a predicted model, not a curated record. Bases 68 to 1147 code for a protein of 359 amino acids.
CGGGCUGAGCUGAGCCGGGCUGAGCUGAGCCGGGCUGAGCCCGCGGGCGCCGCAUGGCGCGGGCCUGAUGCCGGAGCGCGGCCCGGAGCCGCGGCGGUGCUGCGGGAGGAGGAUGAGGAUGGCGGGGCUGCCGUGGAAGUGGCCGCGCACCCGCCUGCCCGUGGGCGCCAGCGCCCUGGGCGUCUUCGUCCUCUGCUGGCUCUACGUCUUCCCCGUGUACCGGCUGCCCGACGAGAAGGAGAUCGUGCAGGGGGUGCUGCUGCAGCAGGGCAAGGCGUGGAGGAGGAACCAGACUGCGGUCGCCCUGUUCAGGAAGCUGCUGGAAGAAUGCUGUGACCCCGGGCAGCUCUUUGCCAUGACAAAGCUGAACUCCCCGAUGGGAAAGAACCUCUGGUUCGACGGGGAAUUUUUAUAUUCUGUCACAAUCGACAAUGCAACUUACUCUCUCUUCCCACAGGCUACUCCCUUCCAGCUGCCAUUGAAGAAAUGCUCCGUGGUGGGAAACGGUGGGAUCCUGAAAAAGAGCGGCUGCGGCAAACAAAUAGAUCAAGCAGAUUUUGUCAUGCGGUGCAACCUUCCUCCUCUAUCCAGUGAAUACAGCAAGGACGUUGGAUCAAAAACCCAGCUGGUGACUGCAAAUCCAAGUAUAAUUCAGAAAAGGUUCCAGAAUCUGCUGUGGUCUCGAAAGGCGUUUGUGGACAGCGUGAAGGUGUAUAACCACAGCUACAUCUACAUGCCAGCCUUCUCCAUGAAGACAGGGACGGGACCCUCCCUACGUGUCUAUUACACCCUGGCGGACUUCGGUGCCAAGCAGACAGUUCUUUUUGCCAACCCCAAUUUCCUGCGUGACAUUGGCAAGUUCUGGAAGAGCAAAGGUAUCCAUGGCAAACGGCUUUCCACGGGACUCUUCCUAGUCAGUGCCGCCCUUGGUCUGUGUGAAGAAGUAACAAUUUAUGGCUUCUGGCCGUUCUCGGUGGACCUGCACGGGAGGUUUAUUAGCCAUCAUUACUAUGACAAUGUCUUGCCUGAUUCUGGAUUCCACGCCAUGCCGGAGGAAUUUCUACAGCUUUGGUUUCUUCAUAAAAGUGGUGUACUGAGAAUGCAGCUAGAACCAUGUGAGGACCCUUUAAUCCAGCCUUCUGCCUGAGGAUUGUAGGAGUCGGUUUGGAAGAUCCAGUAGUUUUUAAUUUCUGUGCUCUCCAACAGAGAGUUCUGACUUAUGUUGAUUGUUUUUAAAGGGAAAGUAAUUGUGGAUCUGCAUGGACCAUAAAAAUGUUACUUGAAGGCCAAAUGGAAUAUGUCCUUAAUGUUUAGUGCUUUAUGGAACUGGGAUGGGACGAAGUGUGUCUUUCCAUUGAGUCCAUUCAGCAGCAGUGUGAAAACGAUGUCAGAAGUAGCACAGCUGAACUUUCCGGGGACGUUUUUAAAUGACCGAUGUAAAAAGGGCAUUAAGGCUCGGGGAGACACAGGGCCACUCACAAGCUUUUGCUGACAGUGCCAAAUAUGACUGUCUGUUCAAAAAUCCAUUUCAUUCCAGAUCGGCACCCUGUUUAACUUACCUUUUUCCUUUUUUUCCCCCCUCUGUUUGUGUGUGUGCGUGUGUGUGUGUAGGAGAGCAUGUGUGUGUUGUUGACUUUCUUUGUUUCUUUUCCCUUUUUUGUCCUUUUUUUUUUUUUUUUUUUUUUUGUUUUCCCAAUGGAAGGAAAAGGAAAGGCUUAAAAGCUCCAAGAGCUGAGGACCAUCGGCUCCUCUGAAGACUCUUGGGAGAGUGAAAGUGCUAAGAAUCUAGUGAGAAGAAUGUCCUAGGAAUGCCCUGCUAGUGGGCAUGGAUAGACCUACUUGUUGUAGGUUUUAUCAGGAUAGUUUAGUUCAUUGCACUUACAGCUGUGCUAAUGUUGUACUGUGGGCAAGAGCUGGAUAAGGCAAAUUGGUCUGAAAAUAAGAUGUGUUACAAAACCAGUAGUGAAGUGCAGCCUGGUUUCAGAUGACCUGCUGCAAGAUUUCCACACUGACUUUUGUAGUAGGGAUGGUUCCUGACCUGUUUUACUGUCCAGCCUUAGGGAUUAAUUCUGUAUUCAUUUGCACUCCAGGUGUUUAUUGACUGUCGAGGGGAUUUGAGGGGUUCAGUGGAAUGCAGAAUGAGGUUCUUCAUUUGCUUACAGCAGGAAAAUUGCAGAAAUGAAUGUAAGUGUCAUUUAAAAUGAGUCGAAGCUUUGAAAAUCAUUUCUCUGUGUGUGACCAGCUCUUCUGCUCGGAUUGUUACGUUAGCCUUAAAGACUUGUACUUUUCGCGCAAGAUUGUCUCUGGUUAAAGAGAGUCUGAAAAAUAAAACAGCCUUUGGGAGCACUGAAAAGCUGCAUAGCUAGCAAGAAAAAAGGAGAAAAAGAGGAUGGCCUGCCCUUACAUAAGUCAGCCUCUCUCGUCGCAGUGGGUGAAUUAUGUCAGUGUGCGCAGUGCACACACGCUGCUCCAGCCUGCACAGCGCCUGAAGGACUGUUUUAUUUUGGGUUGUUACUUGGGCAGCAGAUGGUCCUGUGAUCGCCAUGUAAAUGAGAAAUCUUUUUGUUUGUUUGCUUUUGUUUAGCCCUGUAGGACAAGAAGAGAAUACCAGCUCAGUCCAUGGUGCAAUUUCAGCUGCAAGGUGUUAUCACCAUUAACUUAAAAAAAUCCAGAUCAGUGUUCUCUUUCUUAUCCCUCCAUCGUUAGUAGCUGAAAAUCUAGUCAAGGUGUUGAAACAACAAACCUCAUCAGGUUUCCCCAACAGCUUACUGUGCUGUUUUAGCUCCAAAGUGCCAGUAUUUUGGGGCAUAUGUCCUGUCAUAUGUUGAUAAUGCCUCUCCUUGUAGACUACCAGCUGCAAGUUAUAUAGACAUAAUUAAAAAAAAAAAAAAAAGACAAAAUCCAUGGCUCUUCUUUAAAUAUGAAUAAUUUGACUAUCGAUAUAGGAGACUGGGGGGAAAAAAAAUCAUGUUUUGCUUUUUAAAGCUAUGUUUCAUAAUAAAAUUGGAAUAUGGAUAUUCCAAGCAUAAAACGGGCACUGUUUCAUAGGAUUACAGGGCAAUGCUAAAGGGUAACGUGGAGAUUUAGAUUAAAUAGUGUUCUAGAUAUUGUUCUGAUAAAAUCUGAAUGUACCUUUAUAGCCCAUGUUAUCUUUGUCCAUGUUUUUGUUAAAAGUACAGUCAAAGCACUGAUGGAACAUCACUUGAUAAUUCAUUCCCUUUUGUUAUGUUUGUUUUAUCUUUGAUGUGGGUACUUGGUGAAGAAGGAUUUGAAAGUAAAUUAUUUUCCUUACUGCUUGUUAUGGCAGAAUUUUACUGAGCUGCCUUUCUUGGAGAAGAAGAGGUGCCUGUAUGGUUUUUAUUGUACACAUCAAGUUUUGCACUUUUUAUUGCUUUAUAGAUGAGAUGAUCUGUGAGAACAACUGUUGAAAUAUGGUGUGCUAAAAUGGCACUUCAGCAGGAUGCCAGCAUUCCUCAGAGGUGGCAGGGAACGAGUAGAGUAGGGGGGAACUGCCUCUUUGCUGGUCAUUUUUUGGUAUUUUUAUCAAUACUUAGGAAUUCAGUUCUGAAACUCUCUGCCAAUUCUCCAGCCUUUUGGUAAUCCUUUUUUCCAUGCCUUGAGAAAAUAAUUGGAUUAGAAGAACAAGGGAAAAACAUGUAUUCUUUUAGGAAAAUUCUGUCCAAUGUUUCAUAAUAUCUGGCUUGUUCAUGAUGAACCAGUGUCCUGGGUAUCUGAAGAUGUUAUAUUCCACAAUUCUGUAAGACUGAAUCUGUAGACUGUGGUCUUUGUGAGUCCCUGUCUGCAGUCCUGAUGUUUGCAAGGAGAUAGCUUCCUAGAAAUUAUGGGAACAGGAGAGACCCAGGGUGUGUGUGAUGUGUGACUGCUGUUGGAGAAAUUGAUAAUUCUGGUUCUAUUCACAUGUAUGUAUAGUGAAUAUAACUGCAUCUUACAAAGGCAACCACCUUUGAUGAGGAAGUAAAGGAUUCAAGGGUAUAUAUUUUUCUAUUACUUCCAGAAACUGGAAGUUGAGGAAAUAAGAUAAAUAAAUGCCCCUAUUGAGAGAGCAAAAUCUGCUUUAGCUGGCUGACUUGUCAGUCUGUGGAAACACUGGCAGCAAUCAGGCUUUUGCCCAGCGAAUAAAAAGGGAUGCAGGAGAGCACUGCAAGUCUUUCAUGGCAAGAGCAGCCAAAAAAGACAAAACCAAGCAGCUGUGAACAUGAGUGGCUACUACCUGACAGAAAUGCUGAAGCAAAUAUGCUCCAUUCAUGCCGGGUGUGAGGCUUGUCUUGCCUAAAUCUAGGAGGAGGGCAAUCCAUGUGUGGGAUCAUUGAUGUGAAAUAUGGCAUUGCAUGCAGGAGUGUAAAGAUGUGGCCGCCUUCAAGAGGGAGGUCACGCCAUGGAAUAGGACCAUGGUUCUGUUUAAGGAUAGGCACAAGCAAAUCCAGGAGGAUAACUGUUAAGUGUGAACCAUGAGGAAUCAACAUCUCACAGUCAUGGCAAACUUUGGUGCGAGGGAUUGUAUCCAUCCAGCAUUUACCUGUCAGUUGAUUCCAGUCUAUUGAUGGCAGUGUCCUUAAUCAAAUCUUACUGCUUGUGUUGCUGUAUUUUCUUUGAAGUAAAUUGGAAUCUUAAUGUUCACUUUGUUAGUGAAAUUCUCUACUUUAGUGUCUCUGUUUCCGCUGUCAGUCCCCGAAUUUCUCUGAUAGUGUAGCUAAAGCUGCACAAAUGUUUGCCAGGUUGAAAGCUACUGCAAUUCAUCUUCAAUAAAAACUAAUUCAGACUGGCCAAGUGAUUUGCUAAUGUUCCUACAUAUUAAUUUUGUCAUAGAGCUGACAAGAGACAGAAGUGCUAGAGUCUUUGCUCCACCUGCAUAGGAAGCAUUGCCUCACAUUUAUGAGUAGAAUAAAUUAAAUACCUUUAUAAGAGCUGUACAUGGAAGAUAGCUGGUACUGAAAUUGCUCUAGAUGCAAUAUUUUUGGGGCUGUGUAUGUUUUUGAGUAAAUCAAGAUCAGUUUUUGAACUUGCAACAAAACUAUGUAAAACUUUUCCUUCUUGUUUAUUAUGAAGCCUUUGGAUCUCCUUCUGAAACAGACAAGCAAACAGAAACCAGCAAAUUAAAUCAUAGAGAAAAUGUGCAUGUGUUCAUGAGAAUAAAAAAUCUAUAAUUUUGCCACAAACCUUGCUACAGUGCUAAGGACUCCUGUUCAUGAACAUCGUAUUUUUGCUGAAGUGAAGGGACCAAGUUUGGGGUGAACCAGCUACUAAAGACAUAGGACUAAGCCUUUGUUACAGCUUAAGUUUUAUAGAAUAUAGAAAUAUUGGCUGUUUUUUUGACUUGACUGCUUUUGUCUUUUUGUUAGUUUCCUCAGAAUGAUGUUGUAAGAUACACUGCUGAGUUAGCACCUCAGUGAGAGCUGAAACUAAGUAAAGCAUCUGCUUUUUUAAACUCCAUGUCCUGGACUGUGGUAGUUAUGUAAAACCCUUCCUUUAUACAUCUUCAAGAAAACUAGCUUAAGAUCUGGCUCACCCUUGCCUGCAAUUAAUAAGGAGUGAGGAAACUUUUGAUCUAGAAGUGAGGAUAUUGGAGGAGGUGAAUGGUGUCUCGCCAUUUGCUGCCUGCUCUGACUUCUUCAGCUUGAUGGUUUAGUAAGUAUAGGAAGAAGUCCAGGUUAUAUGAAGGACAGGUAGUUCUUGAAGAGUUGGAUGCUGACAGAAAAAAAAGGAGGAUCAAAUUAGUGGUGAAAGAAAUUGGAGUGUAUCAGUUCUUUAUGAAGAUCCUCAGUGCUUAGCAACUGUAGGACAUUUUCAUCUGGCAGUGUCUGUGAAAAAGGGACUCCCUGGGGCUUACUGAUGCUUUUCUGCAGAAUGGCAGCAAAGCAAAAUGCAAUGAGGAGGGGAAGCUGAUUAAACAGAAGAGGAAAUACAGUGGAACAAAGAAUGAUGAUGAAGAAUCUGUCUUUCCCUACUCUCCUGCCUCUCUCCCUAAACACAUAUAUUAAAUGGACUAACCAGCUAUUAUCUUUAGUCACUGUGUUUUUAAUGAAAUGGUAUGGUGAAGUUUCCAUUUGCUGAUACUUCCAAGUUAGCAAAAUUCAUUGUCCAGAAAUGCCUAUUCCCCAUCUCCAUGGCUGUUUGAGGGAAGUUCUUAGUGCUGUGACUGUCCUGGUGUGCUGUGACCUUCCUAAUGGGACUUGCUCCUAUUGUCACGUGGUUCCAUCAGAUUUCCUUCUGGAAUCAUCUGGACUUGUGUUUUGCCUCAAGACAUUUUCCUGAAGGAUCUCUGCUCUAUUCUUCCUGAUGACCAUUCACCUUGGAGAUAGAACUGGGAUUUAAAAAAGUCAACCGUAAGGUAGCUAAUACACUUUGUCAUUUGAACCAUCUUUUCUUCUAAAGUGUUGGUAAAUCCAACAACACUUAGCUUCAAAUGGAAUACUAUUUCUUUUAGUUAUUGGUAAUUCCAUCAUUGGAGAAGAGAAAGAGGAUGGACAAAGGAUGCAUUUUUCAAAGUGGUGGUUGUAAAAUAACAUCUAUUUCCUUGAAUUCCCAUAUUCUGUCUCUUGGAAUCUAUCAUAUAUUUGACUUUUUGUAGUUUUUUAACAGAACAAUUAGUAAAAGACUUAGUGGUCUCUUUGUUGAAUAUUAGCAAACUCAUUUUCCUAAGUGUAAUGCAAAUACCCCACAGGAGGCUUAACCUGUCCUCCCUAGCUGAUAUUUCUUUGGCAGCAAUGAGAACUUAAACAGCUACUCAUUCCUCCCUGGUUAUUCAUUUUCAUCAGUUUUUAUUACAGCAGGUUGAGCCCUAGUGUAUUCAGCUUCUUCAGCUUAAUGCAUAUACUUUAAAAUGAAUCACCCUCUGUCUUCUCAGCUGUUACUAAAAAGAAAAAAAAAAAGAAAAAGAAGUGCUGCUAAUUGAAAAUGGUUGGGUAGGUUCUCAACAAUCAGGAGAGACAGGCACCACCAGAUUCAGGAUUUUUCUGACCAUUUUGAGGUCUCUGCAGGACUGUGAAAAUACUCCAGCUGUGUCUGUAGGGUUAAGCUGUGCAGGGCAGAGCAGAAGUUUGAGCCUUUUCCCUGGUAGUGGUUUGUUUGGCUGUGACCACUCUGCUGUGGCUUUGCCCAGGACCCACCGGUGCUGCCCUGACCGGGGCUCAGGACCAGGGGAUGCAGUUCAGUGACCAGCUCCUGGAUUGCAGACCAGAUCCCAGAUAAUUACCCAUGGUGUGUUUAGCCCUCUCCUGCUCCACAGUCAGAAGUGCUGGCCUUAGUGGAAAUGAUGGCAGCUCAUCCCGUUGGAGACCAACCUGAUCCUUGCACUGAAACACUUUAAAUCCCUGGCAAGUCUCAGAAGAGCCUAUUAAAACUGCAUCUUAAAUUAAUGUAUGAGUAGUCCCUGCUGCUGUGGAGUGGGUCAGCUUUCUGCUGAGCUGAAUGUUUAUCCUAUUUGGAACCCUCCAAGGCAAGUGAACCUUUAGCACUCAGACCACCUGGAAUAUAUUUGAUGCCUUCACCUUCCAGUUUAACCCCCCUUUUUUUUUCUUUUAGACUGGAUUUAACUACUGUGAGUGAAUCCAGAGUGAGUUUAUGAAAGCAGCACCAGCAGUAAUUGAUCUCUGGGUUUAUGAAUAAGCUGGUGUUCAAUAAAACACUAAAGUACCUUUUGGAUGGUUCCUGCUGAUUUCUAAUUGUAUAUUCAAUGAAUUGUUUUGCUCAGAUGGGGCCCAUAGCAAAGAUGAGUUGCAUCAUUUUCUGUUUAUUGGAAGGGAGCAAUUACAGAUGCACAAUAUAUUUUAAGCUAAAUUCUUAUGAACAAGGUAAGGCAUUUACAUAUUCUGCAGGAAGCUUCGUUAUUAUGUGAUUAUCUUGAUAGGAAAGGAAAAAAUUUCACUGAAAAUAAAUGCGCAGAGGAAAAGCACUUUUGAUUAGAACAGCAUAAUCUGGAGUACUGAGACCCAGAUUUGAGUCUCUACUCAGAUGUCUCCAACCAGGAUCUUGCUGUCCUGAAGAAGUGCCGUAAUCACAAUUUCUUUUUCUUCUGUGCAUGUAUUUUUGUAGAAAAUGCUUGAACACUUUUUUUUUUUUUAUAAUCCGUACAUGCGCUGAAAGCAAACAGUCCCUCUUCAGGAGCGCAAGUUUUCCUUUUGGGUACCCAGAGCAUUUAGUAUGCAGAGCAAAACCUACAGAAGAUGUCCAGUUUUCAGGAAGAUGCUGUUUUGGAGUAGUCUGGCAGGACUCCUGCGGACUCAUGAGUUGAUUGCUGCCUCUUGAGCUGUAGAGGUCGAGCAGCUGAUACAGAGUGUGCUGCACUGACAGUGAAAAAAGGUAUUGUAGCUGCAGCUCUGACUGCUUGAUGUCUCCUUUAUGCAGAGGGGUAUUUCUUUGUUCUGUGAGGGCUCUUCAAGCGUGGAUUUUGAUCCUGCAGAUCAUGGGCUGACUAGCUUUAAAGGCCUGGACUUUGUACUGAAAAUUGCAAUGAGCAUGGAAAUGCCUGGAAAUGAUGUCCUUUAGUGUGUCGUUUGGCCACGCUGCAUGGUUUGGCCUUUUACAAAACAGACCUCUCCGUAUCCAAAAGCCAUUUUAUCUGAGUAUGUGACUUGUAUAUGUGAGGAGGUCACUGGAAGGUGAAUGCCUGAUGCUGCAUAGAGCAAGGACUUCCAAAAAACGCUGUGGUUUUAUUUAUAUCAAUAAUGAAAUCCCCAUUGAGCCAAUAUUGGAUCAAGUCAGCUUUCAGUGCUCUUGAAACUCCCACAUCGUAAGCAUUUCCAAGAAUUGCUCAUGCACAGACAGAAACAGUAGAUUUUUUUUUGUUGUUCAUGCACAUCACCUUGCAUUGAAAACAGAAGGAAGUGUCAAUCAGAGAUCUUACCCUUUUCAGACGCCUCUGUAGGCUACCUAAAUAAUUUAUAGGCACACAGUUACAUAAACAAAAUAGCUGAUAGCCUGAAGUUUAUAGCUCAAAUGCUGGUAUGUAUCUUGAAGAAUUACUUUCAAAUCAUUUAGUGGGAAAAAAAUUACACAAAUAUUACAUGUGAAAAAGAUUCUUUUUUUUUUCUUUUGUUCUCCUAAAAUGAUGAACAGUAUUUUCUCCUAAAAUAACUGAACAAACUAUGUUAGAGUUAUGCAAGAGUUUUCCCUGGGUUUCAAGUUAUUCUGCACCUCUAGCUUUGUAUUCAAGUCCACACUUCUGCAAAGCUGUCUAAAUAGAAAGUCCCGAUCUGGAAAUUUAGACUACUCUCUGUGGUGUCCUUAGAUAAGAAAGUAAACGUUAUACUCUAAAUUUAGUCAAA